AACAAAAUUUUUAACUUUUUUAGAAAUCUCUCUAUAAGCAGAAGUGGAGUAAGUAAACGUUGGGCCUUUGUGGGUCUCUCUCUGCAACGUCGCUGUUUUCAAAUAAUCCUAAAUCAAUUAAAUUCACAAGAAUCUGAUUUUGAACUGAUGAUUGUGUGAUGGUUCUGUUUUCUCUCUCUCCCUCUCUCUUUUCCUUUUAGUUCUUGCAAAUUGGAAAAAGUAAGAGUCUUUUUACCCGAGAAACUAGCAGUUUUCCCGAGAAAAUGAUUUGAAAAACCAGGUCCCUAAAGCUAAAGCUAAAAAAACGUAUACUACUCGUACUAGCAAAAGCUAAAGUAGUUGUAGAUGCCAAGUUUCGAUUUUUGAGCCUUUUAAGCUUUUUUUUUUUACUUGAUUUCGUUUUUCUCGUUUGGCUCCUCCUCCUCCUCCUUUUUUCGCCGAGCAAUUUAAUCCGUUUUCCCCGAGGAACUGUUUCGUAAAUUGUUUGCCGACACAAGAAAAAUCUUAGAUUUCUUCAAUCGGCCAUUUCUACAAUUUUUUUUUUUUUUUAAAGCUUCGAGCUUUUCCUCCGGAUCAUUUUCGAAAUGGGUCUGUGUUAUUCAGUAGAUCGAACCACUGGGAAGGAACCAGGAGAAACCAGCACCACCGCCUCUGCGACGGAGACGGCUGAUGAGAGGUUAGGAUCCGGACGGUGGCGGCGGCCGAGAGAUUUAAUGGGCGGCGGCGAAAUCGAACAGGUUUUGGGUCGCUUUGUUUCCAAUGGUUCUAGUAAGGUUGCAUGUCUUUACACUCAGCAAGGCAAGAAAGGGACUAACCAAGACGCCAUGCUUGUCUUUGAGAACUUUUGCUCGAGAGAUGAUACAGUGUUUUGUGGUGUGUUCGAUGGACAUGGACCAUUUGGUCAUAUGGUUGCCAAGAAAGUCCGAGAUACAUUGCCCUUCACACUCUCAACUCAAUUGAAAAUGACCUUGAAUACGGAACAAAGCGGGUUAGUGAUGAAGGAGAAUGAUUUGCAAACCAAAGGUACAGAGGAAGAAGAAGAAGUGCAGAAAUCUGAGUCCGUUACUACUAUGGAUGAGCAAUGGUGUGAGCUAAAUCCAAAUGAGAACAAUGAUGAACUUCCCGAAAUGUAUCUGCCUCUUAAACAUGCGUUGCUUAAGUCUUGUCAGCAGAUAGAUAAAGAGCUUAAAAUGCAUCCAACUAUUGAUUGCUUCUGCAGCGGAACAACUUCAGUCACUUUGAUCAAGCAGGGUGAGCAUUUGGUGGUUGGAAAUAUUGGUGACUCGAGAGCCGUUCUUGCCACAAGAGAUGAAGACAAUGCUUUGCUCGAUGUACAGUUAACCGUAGACUUAAAACCGGAUCUGCCAGGUGAAUCAGCGAGAAUCCAGAAAUGUAAAGGAAGAGUCUUUGCAUUGCAAGACGAGCCUGAGGUAGCUCGUGUAUGGUUACCAAACAGUGAUUCACCUGGUUUAGCAAUGGCUCGAGCUUUUGGAGACUUUUGUCUUAAAGACUACGGAUUNCGAAGCACAGCGGCUCGAGCUUUAGUGGACACAGCGGUUCGAUCAUGGAGAAUCAAGUACCCAACUUCCAAAAACGAUGAUUGUACUGUAGUCUGCCUCUUUCUACAAGAUUCAUCAGUAGCCGUGGAAGUUUCAAGCAAUGUAAUGAAGCAUUCACACAAAGAAGAGCCCAUAAGGAGUGUUAGUAACAGUAUAAGCAAUGAGGAUGACGAGAUUGUCCCCGUUAAAGAAGACAAAACCCCUGCGAGUUUCGGGGUUGAGUCGAAGAUGAUGACAAUGACACUUGCGGAGUGUAUUUCGGUGGCACAGGAUGAUGAGGAAUGGUCUGCUUUGGAAGGGUUGACGAGGGUGAAUAGUCUCUUGAGCAUUCCAAGGUUCUUCUCUGGUGAGCUUAGAUCAACUAGUUGGAGAAAAUGGUUGUGACUUUUUUGACUUGUGGAUUCUAUGUUAAGGCCGACAAAAACACUUCAUAUCACGAUGUUCUUUUGUUUCAUAUCCAACUUUUUUUCUUCUUUUCAUGGAAGUUCUUUGCAAAUAUAUAAUGUUCUUUUGUUUCAAUACAUUUCAUACAUGUGAGAUUGU
This is a messenger RNA of Camelina sativa (false flax), 2102 nucleotides long. The record is from RefSeq and is a predicted model, not a curated record. Lineage: Eukaryota; Viridiplantae; Streptophyta; Magnoliopsida; Brassicales; Brassicaceae.